CAUUCAAUCAUUCCUUGUGUUCUGUGCUAACUUGUCAAGCGGCGGCGUUGUUCUGCGUUGCCGAAAUUACUUAAAAUUCCUGAAAAUGGGGGUUCCUACAGAAAUACAAGCUGAAGCUAUUUCUUUAGUACAUCAGUUUUUACAAAAUAUUGACAAACCUCUUGCGCAAGAAUUUUUAAAGAAGACAAAAGCGAAACCGCGUGUCAAGGGCCUGCCGUCACUCACAGACAUUAUACAGGUGUACAACAAGCAGAAAACUCCCCAAAAAGCUGCUGCUGAAAGUUCCGAUGAGGACUCCAGCGAAGAUGAGAAAAAACCUGCACCACAAGUUAACGGUAAAAGUCAAGCUGCCAAGAAAAAACAAGAAUCAUCUGAUGACAGUUCUGAAGAUGAAAAACCUAAAACACAGGUUAAACCGAAAAUUGCGGCCGCACCAGUGAAAAAGGCAGAAUCAUCAUCAGAUGACAGUGACAGUGAUGAUAAUGCUACUGCUCAGCCAAAAAAGCAACCAGUGAAACCAACCAAUGCUGCACCUAAAGUUGUCAAAAAGCAAGAGUCUUCUGAUGAUGACAGUAGUGAUGAUGAACCUAAAAAGCCAGUAAACAGAGUGCCAACUCCAGCUGCUAAAGCAACCCCAGCUAAGAAAAAAGAGUCAUCUUCUGAUGACGACAGCAGUGAAGAUGAGAAACCUAAACCUCAAGUGAAGACACCAGCAAAGGCAGCACCACUUCCUAAAGUAGCAGCUAAAAAGGCAGAAUCCUCAUCAGAUGAUGACAGUAGUGAGGAUGAGAAACCUAAGCCAGUGGCUAAGGCAGCUCCAGUAAAACCCCAGGCUAAGGCUACUCCGGCUAAGAAACAGGAAUCCUCUUCUGAUGACAGUGAUGAUAGUGAAGAAGACAAACCUGCACCCAAAAAACCAGCCCCCGCACCUGCUAAAGCAACCCCAGCUAAAGCAACCCCAGCUAAAGCAGCACCAGCUAAAAAGAAGGAAUCAUCUUCUGAGGACUCUGAUGAUAGUAGUGAUGAAGAUGCUAAACCUCAGAAUAAGGCCUCAAAAGCACAGGCAACACCUGCAAAGCCUAAAGCCGCUCCAACUAAAAAACAAGAGUCUUCAGAUGACAGUAGUGAUGAGGACCAAAUAGUGCCACAAAAAGCACUGCAGAAACCUCAGCCAACUCCUGUGAAGCCAGCCACUAAAGCUUCAGCUAAAAAGGAAUCUUCAUCUGAUAGUGAUGACAGCAGUGAAGAUGAAAAGCCUAAGACUGUUCAAAAAACUCCAGCCAAAGCACCAGCUAAAGCACCUGCGAAAAAAGCGUCAUCGUCAGAUGAUAGUGAUGACAGUGAUGAUGAGCCAUCCAAACCUGCUCCAAAGACUCCAGUCAGUGCUACUAAACCAAAGCCGGUUGCUAAAAAACAAGAGUCAUCAGAUGAUGAUUCCAGUGAUGAUGAAGCUCCUGCACAAAAACCUACUCCUGCUAAGAAAGCAGCAUCUUCUGAUGACAGUGAUGAAAGCGAUGAAGAUGAAGCCCCACCAGCUAAAGUAGCAAAGAAAGAAAACCAGGCUGAAAAUGGAUUCCAAGGUGGUAAGAAGAGGAAAGCUUCCGAAGGUGAUGCAGGUGUACCAGCAAAGAAGCCAUACAAUAACUUUGUAAAAGGUACGGUUAGUGUGUCUACUCCCAAUGAAAAAGAUUCUCGCACGAGUAAACCUUCUCCAUUUCGCCGAGUUGCAUCAGAUGCUAUAGAAGUGGACCCUAGACUUAAGGAUAACUCAUUCGACGCUAAGUUUGGGUCACGUGGUUCAUGGGGUGAACGUGCUAAUCAAGACUUAAAGCACACACGUGGCAAGUCAUUUAAGCAUGAGAAGACGAAGAAAAAAAGGGGCUCGUAUCGCGGCGGUGCUAUCGACACAGGAGUUCAUUCCAUCAAGUUUGAUGAUUAAUUUGGGUCACAACACUCUUACUCGUAUAUUUUGAUAGUGAACGGAAUUCGUUCGUCGCUGUUCGCCCCCCUUUUGAAAUGCGUACAAAUGUACUAUAUUUUUUGUGACUUACGUUAUCUGUAUUAAUAUUGUUAUAUUACGAAUAAUAUUUUCGAAUAAUGCUUAGGGUAAUUCAGCAUAAACUAGAUGCUUUUUUCCUAGUUUAAUUAUUAGACAAUUUGUAUUUUAACAUUCUUAGAGCAUUGAAUGUGACUUAGAAAGCAGAUUUAAGAUGUUUGAAUUAAUUGAUCAUUGCAGUCAGACAUAAUUAAUUCCUUGACUAUUUUUAUACCACCUAAUCUUCAUAAUGGACAUUAAUAAUAGUAUACAUAGGCCAAAUAAGAUGAAGAUGACUGGAUAAUUGUUGCCUGUAUCAUAAUGACCCUCAACAAUCUAGAUGCCUUAUUUGGUCUGUGGUAUUGAUAAUGAAAUCUUAAGCAAGUGUUGUUAGUCACGGAGAAGAUAGUUAAUAGAUAUGACGUAAAGCUUUUUAGUCUAAUUAUUCGUUUUCUUUAUUUCACUCAGAUAUUUUACGUGCAUUUAUUUUAUUUUUAAUUGUUUUCGUUCUUAUCUUGUUGGUUGGGGCCAAAAGCUUGUAUGAUUGUUACACAAUCCGUGAUGACAUGGAAUAAUUUGAUAAAUAGAUUUGCUUAUGUUUUUUUUUUCUAAUGUAAAUAAACGUGUAUUUUACGUACGAAACUGUGUACAUAGGGUAAUUUAAGAUAAUACUUAAUUAUAGGAUAAAAAAUACAUGUAGGCUGUACCUAAAGUAACAAUAAAUACAAUAUUGUAUUUUAA
This is a messenger RNA of Trichoplusia ni (cabbage looper), 2776 nucleotides long. Its product is annotated as nucleolar protein dao-5. The record is from RefSeq and is a predicted model, not a curated record. NCBI's taxonomy places the organism in Eukaryota, Metazoa, Arthropoda, Insecta, Lepidoptera, Noctuidae. Bases 86 to 1939 code for a protein of 617 amino acids. The transcript is spliced from 7 exons. Gene Ontology annotation, cellular component: nucleolus; nucleoplasm.